Dermacentor silvarum is the source of this 1077-nucleotide messenger RNA. RefSeq lists its product as uncharacterized. The coding region runs from base 159 to 827 and encodes 222 amino acids. The record is from RefSeq and is a predicted model, not a curated record. The transcript has 4 exons. NCBI's taxonomy places the organism in Eukaryota, Metazoa, Arthropoda, Arachnida, Ixodida, Ixodidae.
CGAGAACAGGGCUUUUUGCGGCAUGCUCGCGACCACCUUCGGAGCCCACCGGCAUCGCUGAAUUCUUUUACAAUCCGUGAAAGACCCCGGGGACAGCAGCCGGCGCAGCUGACAGCACAAGGACCUGCCCGGAGCAAAUCGGAAAAAGGUGCGGCGUCAUGGAGGACCCGCAGGGCGGUGUCCGUGCGCCCCGGUCGCACACGUCGGCCGACUCGGCGGCACGGGAGAGCAGCUACGGCUCGGCGCGCACCGCAGAGUCUGACGCCCGCCGCGAGGCCUGGGCCCGACACCCGUACUACAGCAGCCAGGAGGAGCAGCAGCCGCUGCAGCAGCAGUACUCGGCCGAGCAGCAGAAGUCCUCGCGCUCCAAGCGCGGAUCGCGCAAGAGCCACCACCGCAGCAGCAAGUCCAGCAAGCACGGCUCCUCGGCCAUCUCCGCCAGCGGAGGAUCGGGCGAGGUGGGCGUCGGCAGUGGCCUGAUCCCGAGCGACAAGCAGGUGCUGCAGAUGCAGAUCGAACAGAACCGCGACGCCAUGAUGCGCCAGAAGGAGCUGCUGAAGAAGCAGGAGGCCGCGCGCGCCUACCGGGCCAUGCGGGAGAACACCGCCGCCGCGCCGUCACUGGCCGCGCUGCUGAUGGUGUGCAUCUGGAUAUCCCUCGUGUCUGGCUUCUCCAUCCUGGCGUUCGGCUGGAUCUUCAACGUCUUCGUACAGGCCACGCCCUUCUUCUACGUCUCCCUCGGCACCGGCUCCAGCCUCGUCCUCCUCGGCUCCUUCCUCGCCGCUUUCCGCAGCAAGACGCCAUCAUCCGUCGCGUUCGGCGCUUGACAACCGGCGCUCGGUUCGUGCCGAGGCCGCUGAACACAGGAGCAGCACAGUCGAGAAGUAGAUGGACACCAUCUUUUGUCACCAUCGCUGCUUGAACUACGAAGCUCUGGGUUCGUCAGCGAAGAGGCGAGUGAUGCCGUCUGCAGCAGAGCAGCUGGCAGAACAUCCGCGGUCUGCUCGGAUUGUUUGGAUGUUUGUCCCCAGAAGUAAACAGGAAAUAAAGUGGUUCGUUCGAGCUCUUCUGCUUUAA